AUGUCGACUCCUACAAACCCCUCGAAUGCCCGAACCCCAACAGGACCAAAUGGUGCGCCACCGAUGAGAAUGCGCCGUCCAAAGGCCGCAGAUCCAUUGGUCAGACCAAAAAGGAGACCAGCUCCCAAGCCAGCCGGAGCCCCUCCGGCCGGUCGGACAGCCACCAAGACUCUUCCUACACGGCCCCCGGUCUCCAAUAUCCCGCCCGCUCCUGUCGAGAGGCCCCAACUCGGUGUGAGCAGCAAUAAUGCCACCGUCAAUGGAUUCAGCGGUCCCUUGCUCACUGAUAAAUACUUUGAUUACCCGGUCGUCACGACAAAGCGAGCUCUGAUGGAAGGAUUGAAGCACCACAUUGCGCGUUUCGCCUCAAAGAAGAACGUCGACCCCCGCGAUGAAUCACAAUUCACGCGUCCAGUCCGACUGCACCGUCGUGACCCACGGCGCGGUCAAGACGCACAUGCGUCACGUUUCGAAGACCCAGAUGCUCCGCCUAUGGAUGAGGCCGAGCGUGAAGCCUUCGAUGCGCGCAGGGCAGCACGUGAGAAGGAGCGUGCCGAGAAUAUGGCUCAGAUUGCGCCUGCUCUGGGUACUACCUCGAAACGACCUAAUGCCCCGAAACAAAAGACCCAGCAGGUCUUCAAGUCUGAUAUGACACCCGAGGAGGUUGCGAAAAUGCGAAUCAAGUACGAGGAGGCUUUGCAAUGGCAUCUGGAGGAUUUCGAUAACAAGCAUACUUGGGUUGGAAACUACGAGGCUGCUCUGUCUGGGACCCAUGCGGUUUUUGUUCUGGAUGGUGGGAAGAUGCGUAUGAUUCCGGCCGAGAAGUGGUACAAAUUUAGUGCCAAGAGUAACUUCAAGGCUUUGACUAUUGAGGAAGCUGAGAAGUUCAUGGCUAAGAAAGUCAAGGACCCCAGAUGGUUCAUGGAAAAGCAGCAAGAGCUGGAACAGAAGAGGGAAUUGGACAUUUAUGCUAAGCAGCGGAAGGUCUAUGCUGGCAAGCAGGGCAAUCCCACCUCUGGGGGCGCGGGACUGGAGGCCGGUGAAAUGGACUUUGAAGAAGAUCGUUUCGCUGACGAUGAAGAGCACGAUGAUGGCCUCUUCAAUGAUGAUGAAGAUGCCAAGGAAGCCGAGAAGAGAAUCAAAGAGGACCAGCUCAAGGCCAAUGUCUUCGAUCUCAAGGAUGAGAAGGACUACGAGGCAGAGGAGAAGCGGGAGUUGCGUGAACGAGAGGCUCGCCAUGUGCUGGGCAAGAGUGUGCGCAAAGCUCUAAAGAGGAGAGAGAAGAACUUUGACUACAGCAGUGGGUCUGAAAACAACCCGUACUCGGAUGACGAGAGUUCCGAUGACACCGAGACCGAGAAGGCAAAGGAAGAGGAGCGCAAGAAGGCUGAAGCCGAGAAAGAGAAAGAAGCUUCGUCCAAGGGCACCAACACACCUUCAGGCCGCCCCAAGCACACAGACCCCCUCAAGAAAUCAGCCGCUGGCCGGAAGCGACUCGGUUCUCCCACCUCAGACGCAAGUGGAACCGACACAUCUCGCAAGAAGCCCAAGAAGGCCAACCCUACAUCCCAACCCCCGUCCCGUCCAAUGUCCCCAUCCGCCAUCCAGACGGGCACAAAACGCGUCCGCAUCCCCGGCAGCGGCGCAAACUCCGGCAGCGACGUCGAAGCCGGCGCAGCCUCCAGCAACGAAACAAAUGAAAACAACAAAAAGAAACUAAAACUCAACCCGCCCAACGCCACCUCCCGCAGCGGCACACCGUCCGGCUCCCGCGCCGGAUCACCCAUGGCCGGCCGACACCCCGGCAGCCGCGCCAGCAGCCCCGAAGGACCAAUGCGUGGAGGCCGCGUGUCAACGCCCCUCUCUGCUUCUGGAUCUGGCUCGUUUCCGACGCCGGCGGAGAUCCACGCUGCUAUUCCUGCUUCGGGGAUUUCUAGUGGUGAUCUGCUGAAGCUUUUCCGGCCGAGGAUUGGAGAUAAUCAUCGGAAGUUUAUUGCUAUUGUUAAGGAUGUCAGUGUUUAUGGGAAGGAGGAUCGGAUGUUAAGGCCUGGUCCUUGGAAGGGAAAUUAA
This is a messenger RNA of Penicillium canescens, 2070 nucleotides long. RefSeq names its product transcription factor IIF subunit TFG1. The record is from RefSeq and is a predicted model, not a curated record. Gene Ontology annotation, cellular component: nucleus; transcription factor TFIIF complex. Bases 1 to 2070 code for a protein of 689 amino acids. Lineage: Eukaryota; Fungi; Ascomycota; Eurotiomycetes; Eurotiales; Aspergillaceae. The transcript has 3 exons. Gene Ontology annotation, biological process: positive regulation of transcription elongation by RNA polymerase II; transcription initiation at RNA polymerase II promoter. Gene Ontology annotation, molecular function: DNA binding; RNA polymerase II general transcription initiation factor activity; TFIIF-class transcription factor complex binding.